Messenger RNA from Temnothorax curvispinosus, 709 nucleotides. RefSeq lists its product as uncharacterized. The transcript is spliced from 5 exons. The annotation marks the transcript as partial. NCBI's taxonomy places the organism in Eukaryota, Metazoa, Arthropoda, Insecta, Hymenoptera, Formicidae. The record is from RefSeq and is a predicted model, not a curated record.
GAUGAUAUGUGAACUUCCAUCACUAUAUCCUUAAAUGCCACUGGAAACGGACCUCAAAAACAAGUUAAAGAAUGGCAAAAGACAUGAAGAGACUGGAAAUCGAAUGUGCUAAAGAAGUGUGCCCAAAAUAAAAGUUAUGCUGGCGGUACAGGCGGAGGACCACCAAAGGUACUUCAGUUAACAGAACUGGAAGAAAGUUUAUUGGAAAUCUUAGAUCCAGAAGCUGCUGGUUUGGCUAAUAUACCUGAAGCAGGAAAUUUUAAUAGGACUAAGCAGAGAGGAUCUGUACCUACUAAUCCUGUAGCUGCUAAUCCUGUACCUACUAAUGAUACAAUUCCACAAAAAGAAUCAUGCGAAACGAUUGCGCAAGAAAUUGAAUAACAUCCACCUAAUUCUAUGCAAAUGAAAAGGAAAUCUACUUCUACAUCGGCUUCCAAUAAUAAAAGGUGCAAGAUGGAUAACAUAGCCAAUUAUCCGUCAACGUCUACAAUUGGAGUUCUUCACAACACAGAUUUUUCAGCACGGGAGGUGGAAAGCAAUAUUAAUAUUUUUGACCAUAAUGCUUUCGAACCUGACAGUAAAGAAGUUGAUGACGUUGUUUUGGAAGAGAAUAAUACAAAUACCGCACCACGUGGGCAGGUCAUUUCUGAACGUCAUGAAGCGCAAGGCAAAGUUACCAAGGUACCAAGAUGUAAAGAAGAUCAAUCCA